Molecule: messenger RNA, 2669 nt
Organism: Wasmannia auropunctata (little fire ant)
Lineage: Eukaryota; Metazoa; Arthropoda; Insecta; Hymenoptera; Formicidae
Gene: twisted
Product: protein O-mannosyl-transferase 2
Exons: 14
Coding region: 272-2416 (714 amino acids)
Biological process (GO): protein O-linked glycosylation via mannose
Cellular component (GO): membrane; endoplasmic reticulum
Molecular function (GO): dolichyl-phosphate-mannose-protein mannosyltransferase activity
Source: RefSeq, a predicted model, not a curated record
CGCGUCGUUCGCGGAAGAAGACAGGAUCAGUGACAGGACAGGAGCCUGGAGCGGUUUGACGUGUCGCGUAACGGAGCAUCCAAGGAGCGUCGGGGGGGCGGUGUUGAAUGGGGAAUAUGUUGGACACCCGCCUCGAGACGUACAAAUUAAUAACUGCUGCAGCGUAAUUCAGUAUAUCGCUGCACAUCUGACCGUCCGCUGUGUUGUUUAUUCAAAUGCGGCGACUUACUUCACGGCUUGCGAAGUAAAUGAUAAUAAAACGGUGCGAAGCAUGAGAAGCAGUACCCAAGAAGCUGCAUGCAAAUUGAAAAAUGCGACGACCUCGAAGACGAGGGAAAAGGAAGAGAGUGCGACAGACUGGUGGCUUAUGUUCGGAGGUAUAACUGUGCUUACCUUAAUCACCAGAUUUUACAAAGUCACAGAACCUCAGCAUGUGUGUUGGGACGAAACACACUUUGGCAAAAUGGGCAGUUGGUACAUAAACAGGACGUUCUUCUUCGACGUGCAUCCACCUUUGGGAAAGAUGCUUAUUGCUUUGUCCGGGUACAUGACUGGCUAUGAUGGAGCGUUUGCCUUUGAAAAACCAGGAGAUAAAUUCGAAAAUGUCAAUUACGUUGGCAUGAGAAUUUUCUGCACAAUUCUGGGCGCAACCACAGUCCCUCUGUCGUAUCUUAUUGUAUGGGACCUCACCAAGUCGAUUCGCGCCUCUGCGCUUGCUGCCUUCUUCAUCUUGUGCGACGUAGGACUGUUGACGUUGAAUCAGUAUAUCCUGCUGGAUCCCAUAUUACUGUGUUUUAUGAUGUGUGCGACAUGGGGCAUGGCGCGGGUAGCGUCGCUCCGAGAUCGACCGUUCACGCGGACCUGGUGGUCGUGGUUGUCGUUCACCGGUGCCUCGCUCGCGUGCACGAUCAGCGUGAAAUUCGUCGGCCUCUUUGUCGUCCUACUCGUGGGUCUUUACACCGCGUACGAGCUCUGGCGAGAAUUGGGUGAUCUAUCCAAGCCUAUUUCUUAUGUGGGGAAACAUUUGUUAGCAAGGUGCUUUUGCCUCAUCCUAUUACCGGUUUUACUUUACAUGCUAUUUUUUUACAUUCAUCUUUCCGUUUUAAACAAAAGCGGAAGUGGCGAUGGGUUCUACAGUUCCGAAUUUCAGUCGCUGUUACGCGGAAAUUCGUUGUAUAACGCGACGAUGCCGCGACAGUUAGCGUACGGCGCCACUAUCACGUUAAAAAAUCAUCGCACAGGUGGCGGUUAUUUGCAUUCCCACUGGCAUUUGUAUCCCGAAGGAGUCGGCGCUCGGCAGCAACAGAUCACGACCUAUUCUCACAAGGACGAUAACAAUCUCUGGCUGGUGAAGAAAUUCGACACGGACGUGAUACCGCCGGAGCCAGAAUUGGUUAAACACGGCGACCUCGUGCGACUGGAGCAUGUUACGACGAGACGGAAUUUACACUCGCACAAGGAGAUCGCGCCGAUAUCGAAGAAGCACUAUCAGGUCACCGGAUACGGGGAGAACGGCACGGGCGACGCUAACGAUGUUUGGAAACUGUUGAUAACGAACGGAAGGGACGGCGACGUGGUGGAGACGGUGACGAGUAAGUUAAAGUUCGUGCAUUACCUUCAUCAUUGCGUGCUAACGUGUAGCGGCAAAACGUUGCCGAAAUGGGGAUACAGCCAACAAGAGGUAUCCUGCAACCCUAACAUGAGGGACAAAAAUGGAUUGUGGAACAUCGAGGACAAUCAGUACGCCAAACUACCAAACGUCAGUUUUCGAGUGUACGCGCCAGGCUUCCUCGACAGAUUCCUGGAGUCGCAUGCCGUGAUGCUGCAAGGCAAUUCGGAUUUGAAAGUGAAGGAAGGUGAGGUGUCCUCGCGACCGUGGCAGUGGCCUAUAAACUACAGGGGGCAAUUCUUCUCCGGGAACAAUCAAAGGAUAUAUCUGCUCGGCAAUCCCAUCAUUUGGUGGGGGAACAUAGUCUUCCUCGUAAUAUUUAUAGCUCUCUACGUUCACGCUUCCGUGCGCGAGCAACGGGACUGUGCCGACGAUGCCCUUCUGCUCGAGCACAGAAGCAAAAUAACGCACGCCGGCAAGUGGCUCUUCCUCGGAUGGAUCCUGCACUACGUGCCCUUCUGGGCGAUGACCAGGGUCCUGUACUUCCAUCACUACUUCCCGGCGCUGUUGUAUAGUUCCAUGCUGACCGGGAUCACGUUGAAUCACGUCAUUGAGGGCAUUCUGCUGCUGCUGCCCGGCAAGGUGGGGAAUACGAUGUACCAUGUCGCGUUGGGCACCGUAAUCUCCGGCACUAUGUACAGCUUUUAUCUGUUCUCGCCAUUGGCUUACGGGAUGGACGGUCCGUCCGCCAUGGAUCCCGACAGCUCGAUGCACUCUUUAAGGUGGAUGGAAUCUUGGGAAUUUUGAAAUCCGAUUUUAAUCAGCGCAACAUAAAAGUAUUUUAUAUAUGUUUCGCUGUAUAAUUAGUAAUACAGUAUCUUUUACACUGUGCUACUAUAAGAACACUAACUUAGAUCGUCGACAAUGACUGAGAUAUUAGAAAAUGCUCAUUUUUAUUAAUGUUAUUAAUAUUAUUUCUACAAAUUAUACAUAACGUUUUACAAUGUUUUAUACUUUUUACAAUUUGUUCGUGCAGCAUUAAAUUGAUUUCAUAGUACAA